Messenger RNA from Closterium sp. Naga37s-1, 1320 nucleotides. The record is from the annotation of a GenBank genome assembly. NCBI's taxonomy places the organism in Eukaryota, Viridiplantae, Streptophyta, Zygnematophyceae, Desmidiales, Closteriaceae.
AUGGAUGCUCUUACGGUGUUGCUUCCUCUUCUUCCCUGCUUCUCCCUCCUCUUGCGGUGUUCUGCCAACUGCAUUGCCCCGCUCUCUCCAACUCUUCCCCCACUUCUCCUCUCUUCCUCCCCCCCCCGCCCCAUCCCCCCUCCCCCAUCCCUUUGUCUUCUCCAUCCACCCUUCCUUUCUUCCCGCUCUUUCCAUCUUCUCCCCCCACUUUCCCCCACCCGCUCCAUUCCCGCCUCUGCCCCUUUCCACCUCACCCGUUAUUCUCGAACCGCAGAUCUUCCUUUCGUCAGCGAGCCCUUGGGUCCGGAGCGCGCGCACGCGGUGGUGGCGCGAGCGAACGCCACGUGGCAGCUCUUCGUCGAUCAGAACGUCCCCGCAGAGCCCUGGGCGCCGCCGGCCGCGGUCCUCAACGGAAGCUUCCUCGAAAGCAUCUGGAAGCGCAAAUACAUGGGCGACUGCGCGCCGUCCGCCGCGAUUCCUGUUUCCCAGCCGGCGCAUUUGCAGCAGCAGCAGCAAGCGGAGAAUUCGGCGCAAAAAGCGGCAGCGGAAGCGGUCUCCGGCGCUCUGGUGGAGGAAAAGCCAGCCAACGGCAAGUGGGGCGGGAAGCUGCGAGGAAUCUUUCGGACAAAAAGCGGCCGGCUUAUGCCGUCGCGACUCGGCGGCGGCUCAUCCGAUAAAUGCCCCAUUCCCAAGGCCUCCACCAGCCAUUGCAGUAACAGCAACAGCAGCAGCGGCGGCGGCGGCAGCGGCAGCGGCAGCGGCGGCGGCGGCGGAGGUGGCGGAGGCGGGGGAGGUGGCGGAGGCGGGGGAAGCAGCGCCGGCGCUGGGUUUGGCAGUGGCAUGGGUAGCCUCAGAUCUUCUGGUAGCAGCCCAGAAUCAAAUAUUUUCCGGCAACAGAUUCCGUCCAGUGGACACGUUUGGAACCACGCGGAAUCUGGCGAGUCGAGGGAAGCCUUCGGGGACAGGUUGCGGCGCGCCACGUCGUUGGAUCCCGGCCAAUUGGAGCCCGGGAGUAGGAAGAGCAGUGGAUUGGGCGGCGCAGUUUCGGGGCAUGGCAAACCGCCGGUGCAGCACAGGCGAAAUAAGGAUAAGGAAGACGGGGAAGUUACCCUUGUGAGAUCGAACACAGCGGGCAGGAGAGUGAAAUUCAAGGAGGAGGUUGACGUGGUUAUGUUGGCUGACGAGGACGAAGGCGAGGAGAGAGGAGCAGCGGGAGGGGCAGAUGAUAUUUUCCAGCUGAAGUUUACCCUAGCUUUGGCGCUUGACAAUGAGGGGCAGGUCUUUCCGUCUCCUCGGAAAAUAAUGUUCACGAAUGCGUGA